AUGGAGUGUCAAAAGCAAGACGAUGACUACAUUUUUCGCAGUCUAUAUCCAUCUGUUCCCAUUCCCGACAAACUUACACUGCCUGAGUUUGUGCUCCAAGGAGUUGAAGAAUUCACAGAGAAAGUGGCAUUCGUAGAAGCUGUGACGGGUAAAGCCGUGACGUACGGUGAUGUAGUGAGGGACACGAAGAGGCUAGCCAAAGCGUUGACCUCACUUGGGCUUAGGAAAGGUCAAGUAAUGGUUGUGGUUCUACCAAACGUCGCCGAGUAUGGGAUUAUUGCCCUUGGCAUUAUGUCCGCCGGUGGAGUUUUCUCCGGCGCUAAUCCGACGGCUCUUGUCUCGGAGAUCAAGAAGCAAGUUGAAGCUUCCGGUGCUAGAGGAAUCAUCACUGAUUCUACUAACUAUGAAAAGGUGAAGACAUUGGGUUUACCAGUAAUAGUGUUAGGUGAAGAGAAGAUCGAAGGAGCAGUGAACUGGAAAGAUCUUCUAGAAGCAGGAGACAAAUCCGGAGACAACAACAAAGAAGAGAUUCUUCAGACAGAUCUCUGUGCACUUCCGUUCUCUUCAGGUACAACAGGAUUACAAAAAGGAGUAAUGCUCACGCAUCGCAACCUCAUAGCCAAUCUUUGCUCUUCUCUCUUCAGCGUCCGGUCUGAAAUGAUCGGUCAGAUCGUGACUCUUGGUUUGAUUCCAUUCUUUCAUAUUUACGGCAUCGUUGGAAUCUGUUGUGCAACUAUGAAGAACAAAGGCAAAGUUGUUGCUAUGAGUCGCUACGAUCUAAGGCUUUUCUUGAAUGCUUUGAUUGCUCACGAGGUUUCGUUUGCUCCUAUUGUUCCGCCGAUUAUAUUGAAUCUUGUCAAGAAUCCGAUUGUCGAUGAGUUUGAUCUUUCGAAGCUUAAACUCCGUUCUGUUAUGACUGCUGCUGCUCCGUUAGCUCCUGAGCUUCUCACUGCCUUCGAAGCCAAGUUUCCUAAUGUCCAAGUCCAAGAGGCUUAUGGAUUAACGGAGCAUAGUUGCAUUACGUUAACUCAUGGAGAUCCUGAUAAAGGACAAGUAAUCGCGAAACGAAACUCUGUCGGUUUUAUACUUCCGAAUCUUGAAGUAAAGUUCAUAGAUCCCGACACCGGCCGGUCUCUGCCGAAGAACACUCCCGGUGAGCUUUGUGUGAGGAGCCAAUGUGUGAUGCAAGGUUACUUCAAGAACAAGGAAGAGACGGACAAGACGAUCGAUGAAGAAGGUUGGCUUCACACAGGAGAUAUAGGUUACAUUGAUGAUGAUGGUGACAUCUUCAUCGUUGAUCGCAUCAAAGAACUCAUCAAAUACAAAGGUUUUCAGGUGGCUCCGGCGGAGCUUGAAGCUAUUCUCCUCACUCAUCCAUCUGUUGAAGAUGUUGCCGUCGUACCGUUACCGGACGAGGAAGCCGGAGAGAUUCCGGUGGCUUGUGUUGUGAUGAAUCCAAAAGCGAAAGAGAAAGAAGAAGACAUUCUUAGCUUUGUUGCAGCGAACGUGGCUCACUACAAGAAGAUCAGAGCCGUCCAUUUCGUGGAUUCAAUCCCCAAAUCUCUCUCUGGUAAGAUCAUGAGGAGGCUUCUCAGAGACAAAAUCCUCAGCAUGAAGUAG
This is a messenger RNA of Thlaspi arvense, 1620 nucleotides long. The record is from the annotation of a GenBank genome assembly. NCBI's taxonomy places the organism in Eukaryota, Viridiplantae, Streptophyta, Magnoliopsida, Brassicales, Brassicaceae.